Messenger RNA from Cucurbita pepo subsp. pepo (vegetable marrow), 600 nucleotides. NCBI's taxonomy places the organism in Eukaryota, Viridiplantae, Streptophyta, Magnoliopsida, Cucurbitales, Cucurbitaceae. The record is from RefSeq and is a predicted model, not a curated record.
GGAUGCAAAAACGAAAUUUCUUUCGUCGAAAAUGAGGCGGGCCCGAAAGAAACCCUCCAAGAUAUCUUCCACUUUCUCGACUCCGUGUCUUUCUUUGAAUAUCAGAAAAAAUCUCUGGCGGUUCGUGUUUCGAACGAGAUCGCAAAGGAAGGAUCCGAUUGCUUUGGAACGUGAUUGAGAGAAGAGAAGUAAAGGAGAGAAAUGACUAGUUCUGUGUGUUUCGGGCCUGUGAUUAUGGCGAAAUCGAUUGACGGCAGAGGAUUUUCUUCUACGAGAAUCAUACUAAUCGGCUCAGAGUUUGCUGCGAAUCGUGUUUUGUUCACCGAUUCGAGGCUACUGAGCUCUAGGAUUUGUGGCGCGCGAGCUUCUAUGGUGAAUUCUUAUGGAAGCUCGGAUUUCGUCAAGAGGAUGGAACAAGCAUGGGAGAUCUCUCAGCAACCAACGCCUAUUUGCUGCUCUUCUUGCCACUCAAAUGGACAUGUGGAGUGCCAAUGGUGUAAGGGAACAGGCUUCUUUAUUCUCGGAGAUAAUAUGCUUUGUCAAGUUCCUUCCAGAAACACUAGCUGUGUUAUUUGCGCCGGCAAGGUAUUCAUGAAACUA